Messenger RNA from Aureobasidium pullulans EXF-150, 525 nucleotides. RefSeq lists its product as uncharacterized. The record is from RefSeq and is a predicted model, not a curated record. The transcript has a single exon. Bases 1 to 525 code for a protein of 174 amino acids. Lineage: Eukaryota; Fungi; Ascomycota; Dothideomycetes; Dothideales; Saccotheciaceae.
AUGUCAUCAAGCAAAGGGAUAUCCCCCCACGCCACUUUGUUCACCCACUCCUACGCCCGCGCCACCGCCCUCGGCUCCACGGACCCCCAAGCCAGCGCAACAGCAAUGUCCUCCCACUACCUUCCAAACCUAACCUCCUUCACCCUGGGCACCACAACCACCGUCUCCACCCCUGCAGAAGCCGCAAAAGGCACACUACUCCAUCUGCAAAAACUCAUCAAGGCAGGGGUGGGUGCGGAUAUUAGAUUGAUCAGGGUGGCGGUCAAGGAGAUAUCGGAAUUUUCUGCCGCCGUGUUUGUGACUUGGGAGUUGGUUGUUGAUGAUAACCCGAUUAGCGAUGGAGGGGCAGAGGGGAAGGGGGGGAAGGGCAAGGCGAAGGGGUGGAGGUGGAGGAAUUGUUAUGGGUAUAGGAGGAUGGAGGGGCAGGGUGUGGAUGGGGGUGUCAAGGAAGGGUUUGAGUAUAUCGUUAGUGAUGAGGAGGUGGGCGAGUUGGUUAAGAGGGUGCCGAAGUAUUUUGAGAUGUAG